This is a messenger RNA of Saccharomyces eubayanus, 3093 nucleotides long. It is a transcript of the gene BUB1, whose product is annotated as protein kinase BUB1. The transcript has a single exon. The record is from RefSeq and is a predicted model, not a curated record. NCBI's taxonomy places the organism in Eukaryota, Fungi, Ascomycota, Saccharomycetes, Saccharomycetales, Saccharomycetaceae. The coding region runs from base 1 to 3093 and encodes 1030 amino acids. Gene Ontology annotation, biological process: mitotic spindle assembly checkpoint signaling; protein phosphorylation; meiotic sister chromatid cohesion, centromeric. Gene Ontology annotation, molecular function: ATP binding; protein kinase activity.
AUGAAUUUUGAUUUGGGUUCAACUGUACGAGGAAAUGACUCAGAUAAAGCUGCAUCUUCACAAUCAAAAGGCGUUACCUCAUCUCAGAAAGAGCAGUAUAGUCAGUUGAAUCAAAGAAAGAUAGCUUACGAAGAACGACUACUAAAUGAAUUGGAAGAUAUGGACGAUCCUCUGGAUUUGUUUCUGGACUAUAUGAUAUGGAUCAAUACAAACUUUAUUGAAGUUGAUUCAACAUCAGGUCAAGAAGUUCUUCGAAAUACAAUGGAAAGAUGUUUGGUUUAUAUACAGGAUUUGGAAACCUACAAGAACGAUCCCAGGUUUUUAAAAGUUUGGAUCUGGUACGUCAAUUUGUUCCUGAGCAGUAACUUUCGCGAAUCUGAAAAUACAUUUACGUAUAUGUUUAAGAAAGGAAUCGGAAUUAAGCUCUCGCUGUUUUAUGAAGAGUUUUCUAAGCUAUUACUUAAUGCUGAAUUUUUUCUAGAAGCUAAAAUAAUGUUAGAACUGGGCACUGAAAACAAUUGCCGGCCUUAUAGUAGAUUAUUAAGGUCACUAAGCCACUAUGAAGACAGACUCCGAGAAAUGAAUAUUUUUGAAAACGAACACAGCAUAUCAGAUUCAAGAAAAAGACUGAUAGAAAGAAUAGACUAUGGACCGGUGCCAUUUUUCAUUCGCAAAUUUUCAACUUCAUCAUUGAUGGCUGAUGAUAAGGAGAACCAGGUCCAACCCCAAUUGCUGUCUAAUAUAGAUGUCCGUAAGCGUGCUCCCAGUAUACACCAAGACUCUGUUACCGCUCCUGGUUUUAAAGCUGAAAUCGGAAAGCAUGAAUAUCAUGAAAUAGUCGACAGUAAUUACUUGGCCGGCCAACAUUUAGAAAAUGAGAAUAAGAGAAUACCUAUAUAUCCGGAUGCAAAGCAAUCUAGUGAUCCAAUCUACAAACUGAUUAAUACUCCUGGAAGGAAACCCGAGAAAAUAGUUUAUAACUUUAACCUCAUAUACCCCAAGAACAACGAAGAAUUUAACAUUGAAGAAAUACUGGCCAAAUCAAGAGGUUCUUAUAAGAUGAAGCCCAAAUUCACUACUCAAGGUGCGAGGAAUGCUGAAAAUUGUUUCGAUAAUGCUGCCGGUGAUAAAACUAACAAGAAGCGGAAACUGGAAGUGCUGAAAGAGAAGCAACAGCAAUUACCACCAUCCCAGCCACCUACUGUACCGAAAGCCACACAGAUUGAAAUUUUCAGGGAUGACCCUGGUUCUAAUCAAGGUACGCAAAAUAAUAAUAAACAAGUACUAGUGCAAACCACAACUUCCAUUUUACCUCUAAAGUCCGUGUCUGAUGGAAAUUUCGCACAUGACACACCAAGUAAGACUUUCUUAGGCGCCCAUGGUUCACGUUCGCCGACCGUAACCGCCUUUUCAAAAGACGCCAUGAACGAGGUAUUUUCCAUGUUCAAUCAACACUAUUCUACCCCAGGUGCAUUAUUAGAUGGUGAUGAUACCACAACAAGUAAAUUCAAUGUUUUCGAAAACUUUACCCAAGAAUUUACAGCCAAGAAUAUUGAGGAUUUGACUGAAAUAAAGGUUCCCGAAGAAGAGCCGACGUCACAGAAACUAUCGCCAAAUAUUGGAACUCCUGACAAUUCUGGAAGAGUACAAGUCAGCACGACACACGCAGAAAGAGGGGACUAUAUGACGCCCAUAAAGGAAACGACUGAAAUAAAUGCGCUACCUCUAAACCAGACAACUGUUGAACAAAAGAACACAGAAGAUUGGAAAUUGAGAGAUAAUACGGAAACACAAGGUGAGUUGACAAACACAACCGUCCAGAGCUCCCCAUUUCUCACACAGCCUGAGCUACAAGAGAACAAGCUUCCUCGAACCGAAAGUAACCAUAAUUAUUACUCAAACAACGGUUCUCCUCCUAUGGGAGCAAAAAUCUAUCCUCCCCCUAUUAUUGAGAAUCCUCUUAGCAAUAUUUUGAGAGCGAAGAUUCUAUCUGAAAUUUCACCUCCUCUAUCUCAAUACAACACUUUUUACAGCUACAAUCAGGAAUUAAAAAUGAGUUCUUUACUGAAAAAAAUUCAUAGGGUUUCUCGUAAUGAGAACAAGAACCCCAUUGUCGAUUUCAAAAAAACAGGGGACUUAUACUGUAUACGUGGAGAGUUAGGUGAAGGAGGCUAUGCCACUGUCUACCUAGCAGAAUCUAGUCAAGGACACUUACGAGCAUUAAAAGUAGAAAAACCAGCAAGUGUAUGGGAAUAUUACAUAAUGAGCCAAGUGGAAUUUAGGCUGAGAAAAAGUUUCAUUUUAAAGUCGAUAAUCAAUGCCAGUGCUUUACACCUGUUCCUCGAUGAAAGUUACCUUGUUUUAAACUAUGCCAGCCAAGGUACAGUUUUAGAUUUGAUCAAUUUGCAACGAGAAAAGGCAAUGGAUGGAAAUGGAAUAAUGGAUGAAUAUUUGUGUAUGUUUAUCACUGUUGAACUAAUGAAAGUGAUCGAGAAGAUACACGAAGUAGGGAUAAUACAUGGUGACCUAAAACCAGAUAAUUGCAUGGUCAGGUUAGAAAAGCGUGGCGAACCCUUAGGGGCUCAUUACAUGCGUAAUGGGAAAGAUGGAUGGGAAAACAAAGGAAUUUAUUUAAUUGAUUUUGGUAGAUCAUUCGACAUGUCCUUAUUACCGCCUGGAACUAAAUUCAAGACAAAUUGGCAAGCUGAUCAGCAAGACUGUUGGGAAAUGCGAACAGGUAAACCGUGGAGUUACGAAGCUGAUUAUUACGGAUUAGCUGGUGUCAUACAUUCGAUGCUUUUCGGAAAGUUCAUAGAAACGAUUCAACUUCAAAAUGGAACAUGCAAACUAAAAAAUCCACUCAAAAGGUACUGGAAAAAGGAAAUAUGGGGUGUUGUUUUUGAUUUAUUGUUAAACAGUGGUAGAGUUUCCAACCAAACUUUACCAAUGACUGAAAAGAUUGUUGAGAUAAGAAAUCUGAUAGAAGGCCAUCUGGAACAGUACGCAAAAGAUCACUUAAGAAAUGUUAUACUCCAUGUCGAAGAUGAACUAUCGCAUUUACAAUAUAAGGGGAAACCCUCAAGAAGGCUCUAA